AUGCUAUCCUCUUUAAAAAACACUCCUAAGAAUAUUAAAUUUUAUCGAUUUAAUUCUAUAAACAAAAAGAAUUGGAUAGAUACUAAGGUUACCAGUAUUUCGGCCAAAUGUAAUGGUUCAAACUUUGCCAAUAACAGUAAAGAAAGAGUAGUUUUGGCAGAGCCUAUCAAGUUUUGGGCUGAAGAAAUGAAUCUUAAAGGAAAUCAAAGACCCUUGGUAGCAUUUGACAAGUUUGAGUCUAAACACGAUUUUGUUAUGAUGGACAGUUACACCGAGAAGACGCUACCCUUCAAGUCUUCACCUUCGUUUUUAGAAAAAACUAUAACUCAUAAUGGUAAAAUUAGCAUAGGAUAUCUCCUUCAAAUUUCCGAUGAAAUUGCUUAUGUUGUUGGGACUAAGCAUUUAGAUAUUCAUUCUUGUUUGCACCGUAUACCUUCUCAUGUCUUGACAGCUUCUGUUGAGCAUGCUCACUUUAUACUUCCGGAUACUAUACAAGAUAUAAGAUUAAGUGGGCACAUUGUAAAUGUAGGAACGUCAAGUAUAGAAGUUCUUGUAAAAGCCAAGAUAAUCCCUUGUGCUGACAAGCCUUUGGGAGCAAGAAUGGAACUCAAAGAUUCGACGAUAGAUUACAUUACAGCUCCUACAUCAAAUACUGUUUUUCUUGCAAAGUUCAAUAUGGUAGCUGUUCAUAUUGAAACAGGAAAGGCUGUAAAAACAAACUCACUUGUUACAACAAAUGUUGGAGAAAGAAAGAUGCAAGAACUUGCCAAUGUUAUGAAGAAUAAAAGUUAUAUAUCGAACAAAGAUAUAAAGACCAGUACAGACGGUAAACCUGAGACAUCUAAAGGUUCCAAUAAUAUUGUAGCAGAUGCCUUUGAUAAGAAAAAAAAUUCCAUGGGAGAAUACAAGUUAAUUAGGGAUACAACUCUUCAAAGUGCUUUCAUAGUAGCACCACAGCCCACUAAAUUAAGAGAAAUACGGCUAAUACUUGAUAACUGUUUGUAUUUGCAGGAUCGCAGUGUUCUUGGAUACUUAUUUGGUGGAAAGACUCUGAACUAUGUGCAUAACAUUGCGUACAUCACAGCCCGUAUGUUUGCUGGAUCUAAUGUGAGAAUGUGCUCUUUGGAUGAAGCCACGUUCCAUUCCAAAGUGGAUAUUGGCUCUACCGUUAAGCUCACUGCCCAGGUUAUAUAUUCAUCAGAAGACGAUAAUAUGUUUCAAGUCAAAGUGGUUUCUAGCCUUUAUGAUUUUAACGGAGCUCUUGAUGAUAAGGAAGCUAUCACAGCCAAUUUUACAUUUUUAAGCUUGGAUAAGAAAAUUAAAAAUUUAGUGCCUAUGACCCUAAAGGAAAAUGGGCUUUACAUUGAAGAAAGAGGCAGGAUAUUACACAGCAUGUCAGGAAAGAGAUUUUUAGAUUUAACCAUGUUGUUGCUAGGCUCUAAUACACUCCCGAUCAGAAAAUAA
This is a messenger RNA of Phycomyces blakesleeanus NRRL 1555(-), 1464 nucleotides long. RefSeq lists its product as hypothetical. The transcript is spliced from 10 exons. Gene Ontology annotation, cellular component: mitochondrion. NCBI's taxonomy places the organism in Eukaryota, Fungi, Mucoromycota, Mucoromycetes, Mucorales, Phycomycetaceae. The record is from RefSeq and is a predicted model, not a curated record. Gene Ontology annotation, molecular function: fatty acyl-CoA hydrolase activity. The coding region runs from base 1 to 1464 and encodes 487 amino acids. Gene Ontology annotation, biological process: acyl-CoA metabolic process.